AAAGAGACAGUAAGAAAUCAGCCAGUGACGUUAUUUACUAGUCAAGCUAUUAUUAUGUGUGUAGAGAAAGAAAUAAAUUAUCAAGUGUUUUAAAAUUUCUUUUCAAUAUAUCUUUUAACAGAUCGAUAUUUUAUGUGACGCAGUUUUACUAUAUUUUAUACAACAGCAAAUCAAUACAGUUAGCUCAAACUGCAUUGCAAAGUAUUUGUUUAUCAAAAUAGGUAAACAACAGCCGAAAAAACUAGAUGAUUUGAGUGUACCUCGAUCGCCAUUACUAUAGGCAUUAUUAAAUUAACGGUGCAAAGUGUGUGACUGUGUCAAUGCGUAAUUCGUGUAGGAGUAUCCAUUCUUGAAGGUUUGCUUAUUUAUUUGUAAAAAGAACAUAAUUUUCUUUCAAUUUUGGCGGGAGUCCUGGCACGUUGUAUCGUGGUUGUCGAAUGGCGAUCUGUCACCUGUCGCCUCCUGGCUUCAUCGACGCAGAUAUAAGUUCAUGUUUCAGUGGUUCUCAGUAAAAUUAGCAGUGCAAUAGUGAAAUUCCUGGUGUGCAAUCCAUGUGGACAUUCGACGAUGCGUCGCGAUUAGGCGGGUCGGAUAUGGAUAGUAGGCGAGCGUGCCCAAGCUACGAAGCCGGGUUAGACGUGUGCGAUCCCUUAGGAUCAGUCCUGGAUUGGUCUGGUCGGGAACCAGCCCGCAUACUACGGCGUCGGUGCCGCAGUGAGGGUAUAGACCGUUCGCCUUACGAGGAUGUAAGUCGCGAGGUGAACCGCUCCGCGGAUGGUAACUGUCGAUAUCAUCGAGCCCAGCCCAACAAGAGCCAUUUCACGCUGAAUAACAGCGAGCCACAAUACGCGGCUGCACGGUUUCGUCACGAGUGCUCGCUGCCAGCUGCCGAGAACGGCGACUACGUCAUGGCCCACGAGCGGGACAGGUUCCAUGGUUACCAGCCAGGAAGAUCAAAAUUAUACCGAAAAAGUCCUACCAGACCAUUAUUAGUAACAACACUAUCCAAUACUAAAGUUGAUGAUCGUUUACCAAAAGUUGAAGAACUAUUAGAAAAAGUUGAUCAAGACAUGAUGGAAGUGCAGGCGACAAAACAGCCUUUAAAAUCAAUACUCAAUAACCCCUUACCUAAUUCACCACUUCAUGGUAUUCUGAAGAAACCUAAAAACAGACCACAGCCAGAUUCUAAAUGUACCUUAGAAGGACGCAGAAGACAAAGAGCGGCUAGCGAAUCAGACAAUUUGUUCAGCAGUUUUAAUAGUAUUGGAUCUCCAAUACCAGGCUAUGAUAACCGUUUAUCAUACCUCUCGACGAACACGAAACGCGCCAAAGACAAUUCGGGUAUCGGUUAUUCUUAUGGAUCAGCGAUCGCUAGUCUCGGUAGUGGGACAACAGUCAAAAGUCCUACCAGGAGCUCUAGUGGGUCGAAACAAUCCCGUGUACGUAAAGAUCAUAUGGUGAUGAAGGACGACCAUGAUAUGCAUUUAUUGAGAACCACGGCUAUCAACGAAACUGUUCGUCUUGAUUCUAGAAUGGAUAUGCCACGCCAAGACACGCCCACGCCCACGUGCCCAGCGGUGAGCCCAGCCCUACCUGUAAGUUCAGUGACCACGAUUCCAGUCGGUAAGAAAGCCGUCAAAAUCAAGAAAAAAGUGAAGUCUGCCAAGUCCAAAGGUACCAAGAUGAAGACUGGAAGUAACACCGACUGCUGCGGACUCGAUUUGGACACUGAAGAUGCGCUCAGCAGGUCCCCAUCACCAGAUCCGUUAAUGGACCACUGGCAGAUGGACACUGACGCGGCUUUAGCGGAGCUGGAGAUCAUGGAAGAACCGGCUUUGCCUUCAACAGCAAAAAAAGACGAGGAGAAUCUCACGCUAGUCACCAAACUAUCUAGCAAGCUCAAUGGAACUGUUGUUACUCCGAAGAAAGCACACUCAAAAGACAAAGUAUCAAAGGAUCAAAUGUUUCUGACAGCUUUGCACACAACAAAUCCGUUCAAAUCAAUGCCGUCACGCAAAGAAUCACCAGUAUUCUUACCGGAGUCAGUGGCGAAUUGUCUUCGGCCCUCCCUGUUCCCUCGCGUGCCACCCUACCUCAAAUUCAUAGGUCACGAAGAGAGCCCCUGCCUCAAGGUACCUCUGCCGAUACAAAAACAUCUGAAAUGGAAGCUGACUACGAUCACGCCGAUAGUUGUCAAGAAGACGUUAACAAAUUCUGGUUUUCGGUUGGUAAAGAGCGAAUGUGAUACUGCAGAGUGCCCGCAAGAAGAGACAAUAGAAUGGAUUGGUAUUUGGGGCAAGCACAUGAAGUCGAUAAUGUUCAGAGCUAUCAAAGAUGGACAGAAGAUGAAUCAUUUCCCUGGCACCUUUCAAAUCGGUCGCAAAGAUCGGUUGUGGAGGAACUUACAGAAACUGGUCUGCAAGUAUGGGAUCAGUGAGUUUGGUAUAAUGCCGAAGACUUAUGUGCUGCCUCAUGAUAUGAAGCUGUUGAAGCACGAUUGGGAGAAAUAUGCUGCUAACAACGAACGAUGGAUCAUUAAACCGCCGGCUUCAGCCCGCGGUACUGGCAUCAAAGUAGUAUCCAAAUGGACGCAGAUCCCCAAGAAGCGCCCUGUAGUGGUUCAGCGAUACGUGUCAAAGCCCUACCUUAUAAACGGCAACAAGUUUGACCUUCGGCUGUAUGUCCUCGUGACGUCAGUACACCCUCUUCGGAUAUAUCUGUAUAAGGAUGGACUGGCUAGAUUUGCUUCAGUAAAGUAUAACGACGAGCUGGCAUCGUUGAACGAUAGGUAUAUGCAUCUGACGAAUUACUCUAUCAAUAGAUUGUCCAAGAACUACACGCCGAAUGAGGACUUUGCGGCCUGUGAGGGACAUAAAUGGACACUACAAACGCUACUACAAUACUUGAAAGCUGAGAAACGUGUAGAUACUGAAAGCUUAUGGAAUGCCAUGAAGGAUCUUGUAAUAAAAACAAUAAUAUCUGGAGAAGCAAGCAUUAGUUCACUGACCAAAGCCAAUAUCACGUCGAGGUACAAUUGCUAUGAACUCUUUGGAAUUGACGUACUGCUGGACGAAGAUCUUAAACCUUGGUUAUUGGAGGUGAACAUAUCUCCGAGCUUGCACAGCGCAUCUCCCUUGGACAUCCACGUGAAGGGUCCGCUGGUCACCACCGUCCUCAACAUAGCGCAGUUCCAAGUUCCUGUAAAGACCAACCUGGAGAUGCUCUCCAAGGAUAAACCACACAAACUGUCGGGCUUGCCAUACGACAGCCGGUUGUAUACAGUGUACCUGUCUAAAGAAGAACGAGAUAAGCAUAUAAUAUACACUAAUAUGGAGGAUCGGGAUAUGUAUCUACGGGACAUACUAUCAACAUUGACACCGGACGACGUGCGUCACCUCAUCCAAUCGGAAGACGAGUUAACUCAGUCAGGUGACAUGGAGAGAAUAUUCCCAACGUACGAGACACACAAGUACUUGGGAUUCCUGGCCGGACCCAGGUAUUACAACCGACUGUUUGACGCCUGGGAGACUAGAUACGGUCGGAAUAGGGAACCGGGCUUGGAGCUGCUCCGCAACCUGUGUGACAUCGGCUACCACCUGGAAGUGCCGCCGGUGCCCCUGAAGGUAACUGUCGCGCGCAUCCUGCACUACAUACUCGCUUUCACAUCACUCAUACUCACUCUCUUCACCUUCUGGUGAUAUGCUGCCUCUGUUCUGUUUUGUGAUGUUCACUUGUUGUUUUAGUUUGGUUUUGGGUUCCGACUUUUAUAAUUAUAGUUCUUUGACUUAACUAAAAAUGACGCGCGGACGCGGUGACGUAGAGUAGGCUACGCAACGAC
Spodoptera litura is the source of this 3838-nucleotide messenger RNA. The record is from RefSeq and is a predicted model, not a curated record. NCBI's taxonomy places the organism in Eukaryota, Metazoa, Arthropoda, Insecta, Lepidoptera, Noctuidae.